This is a messenger RNA of Parnassius mnemosyne (clouded apollo), 813 nucleotides long. The record is from the annotation of a GenBank genome assembly. Lineage: Eukaryota; Metazoa; Arthropoda; Insecta; Lepidoptera; Papilionidae.
AUGCUACGGUCGCUUUCGGAAAGUGCGUGGCUCGCGGCGUAUAGUGCAGAUUUCAGAAAACGUCUGUCGAGAUUGUUAUCACGAAGUCUAAGACGAUUGCCUGCUUUGCUCGCCCUCAGUACUCUUCUUAAUGAUAACAUUAAGAUCGAUAAGCCUGUAUUGACAAAGCAGCUGAUUUCGGAACAAGUGUCAAGUCACGAUCUAGGACGUUUGGAAGCGUACUGCCGCCAACAGGCUGACUACCGACUCAUCACUGACCUCAUCACCCCGCUGGCUCACCUGCUAUUCCACACUCGAGUUCCGGUCAAACUCGAUGCCGUGCAACAGGUGAUAUUCGUGGCGAUGGGCUUCCAAAUGAAAGAUGUCGACGACGUAGCCGCUGAAUUAGGCCUCCCCGGUUCACAAAUCCUCGCUAAAUUCUACGAAGCAUGUAAGAAGAUAAACAAUGCUGUCAACUCCGUUCUAGAAGAUACUGUAGCGAAAGAGAUUGGAAUAGAAGAUAAAACCGCUGACGUGAACAUGGACGGCCCGGUGAAGCAGAGUCUAAAUGCAGAGUUGUCCAAAGCUGCGAAGGAGUUGGAGCGCAAGCAACGCAAAGAGCUGUCCCGACUGAUGGGUGAAGAUCUGACGCAGUACCGCAUCAAAGGCAGCGACCUAGACUGGAAUCAAGCGUUAACCACCUCAAAGCAGAAGAACAUUGUUUCAGUUAAAAGUGGUGAGAAACGCUUGGGCGACGACAGCAAAGAAAUUGACGACUUAAUAGAAUCCCACUCCAACAAGAAGAAGAAAAAGAAGAAACACGUUAGAAACUGA